This is a messenger RNA of Drosophila ananassae, 2668 nucleotides long. It is a transcript of the gene ZC3H3, whose product is annotated as zinc finger CCCH domain-containing protein 3. The transcript has 6 exons. Gene Ontology annotation, molecular function: metal ion binding. NCBI's taxonomy places the organism in Eukaryota, Metazoa, Arthropoda, Insecta, Diptera, Drosophilidae. Gene Ontology annotation, cellular component: nucleus. Bases 155 to 2026 code for a protein of 623 amino acids. The record is from RefSeq and is a predicted model, not a curated record.
AGUAUUGCGAUUUUUCGAGCAAUACGGUCACUCUGCAACACACGUAACGAAAAGAAGAAGUACAAAGAAGAGAUUUACUGUGAAUAGAAAAAGCGUUAAAACAACGGGAUAAAGACAAACAUCCUUGUAGAGAUUGGCUUAAGAAAUCGAGGACAUGCUACCGCACCUUAGCAUCGACGAAGAAUUUCCGCCCGUGUCGCGGAAAUGGUACAUUAAUCCCAAUUUCCAGAUGACAGUGGCACGCAUGGCACUGCAAGGUCAAACGGCGUCGCAGCCUCCGCAACUGCAGGGAUUCCAGGGCAUUCCGCAACAACCCCCGCCUGCCAUUCAUAUCAAUCCGUAUUUCCUACAGCGGCAGCGAGCCAUGUUCGAGGAGCAGCAGCAACUGGAGCAACUGAAGCAGCAGCAGCCCCAACAGGUUUCCGCUCCCUAUUUCCAAGCGAUUCCCGCCGUACUUCCUAUGACUCCUGUAACUCCCGCCCCUCCACCACCACCGCAGGCCAAGAUAAUAAGCAAAUCCAGUACCUGUUUGGUUCGAAAGCCUCCCGUGAAGUCCGUUAGUAAGCCUGUUGCUUCUGUUUCGGCUGUUCCUCCUCCUGUUGCUCGCCCUCUCGUCCAGCCGCCCUUGAUCAGUAUUUCAAAGCGUAAAUUAGUUCGUCAAGGAGCUGUCAAGGCUGCGCCCACAGCCAAGCCCCUACCGCCUGUCCCUCGAACUCCCCUGCCUGCAAAGCGCACCAGAUACAAGCUGGUCCGCACCAUUUCGCUCACUUUCACUCCCCUGUUAAAGAAACGUCGUCCUCUGAAAGAGUUCGUGGGCCAAUACGCCCUGAGGCGCACCAAUGAAUCCGGCUCACCGAAGAAGUUAAGCUCCAAGCCGCAGGUGCUUAAGCGUGGAGUCAACAAGUCCCUCAGCAUGGUCAGCAUACACGGAGUAAUGUACAAGAAGAUAUCCAAAAACAAGAUAACCAAGCUGGACGCCAACAGAACUGCUCCAAUGGCCAACUCCACGAGUCCCAGGACACUAAAGCGAACUCUAUCCGGGAGAACGCUGUUCGUUAGUGGCAACAAGUUCGUUCUCGAUCCUUCGGGCUGCCGUCUGACGAGAGUUUCACCCAAAUCGCCUACGGAAGUGACAGCAUCUGCUCCCAAACUGAGCAUAAAUCGGACUACUUUGCGUCGCAUUGAUAUUGGAGGUCUGACUUACGUAGCCUCGCCCAAGACACAGAACGUCUUUAUUCGCACCACGAACCACUUGUCGCGAGCUCACCUGAUUACCGCCCGACACCGUAGUCUCACACUGCUCAACAAGCCGUUGGCAAAGACCAACGUGCCUUGUGCCAUUUUCCAGAAGCUAGGAAAGUGCGCUGCCCACAGUCGCGGAAAGUGUCGCAAGUUGCAUGACAAGCGGCAAGUUGCCAUAUGUCCCAGAUUUCUGCGAGGCGAAUGCACCAAGACUGACUGCCUGCUCUCGCAUAAUGUGACGCUCGAGAAGAUGCCGGUUUGCCGGUAUUUCUUGCGCGGCGUUUGUGUUCGCGAAGACUGUCCCUACCUUCACAAGAAGCUGAGCCGCAAGACUGAGAUCUGUAUAGACUUUGUUCGCGGCUACUGUCCGCGCGCUGCCGAGUGCAAUAAGCGCCACGAGUUUGCCUGCCCAGAGUUGGAGCGCAAUGGCAAAUGUGAGCUCUCCGACUGCGUAUUCUGUCAGAAGAAGCCCAAACAGCGAUUGAUAAGACCUCGUUCGAAGGUGAUACCAAUACCGGAUGCACCUGCAGGGACUCCUAAAGAUUUCGACAUGGAGGUGGAUCAACCCACCAGUUCGCGGUACUUCAGGUGUGAUGAACCAAUAGCAAAGGGUGCUGAGGAGAAGAUUGACGAGUUGAAGGAUGAGAAAGAGGGGUCGGAAGAGCUACAAAGAGAUGAGGAAGAGGAGGAGGAAUCCUCAGAACCAACUAUCAGUAUACGUAAACGUCCCCAACUAGGUACUCUUCCCUCAUUCAUUCCCCUUGGCAGCGAAGAAGAACAGUAAACCAAUUUUAGACGACUUGGACCCAACGUUUCAGGUACAAAUUCAUUUGGUUAAGUAUCAAUAGAGAUUAAUUUAGUCUUUAAUUUAACUAAUUUAGCUCAAAGUUUUCAUACAAAUAAAGAUCAAUAUAUUUACAUAAAAACUUAUCUUUCAAAGGCUUGUCGGGGGUUAGAAGCAGAUACAUAUUUUUUUCAGUGCUACAGGUAAGAAAUCCAGGUGGCAACUCAGGUAGACCAUUGUGUGACCAGAUCGUGGCUCUUGUGGCGCCGUGAUGGUGCCACAUAGUUGUGGCUAUGUACCUGUUUUUGAAGCCGCUCUCUCGAUCGACCACGAUCCAUGAUCGAAUCUUGGCUGGCACAGUUGAGUUUUGCAUGCGGCGCGUUCAACAUCGAAUUGAGGUGGAAGAGCCCGACGCGAAUUCUGUUUCGUUGAAAGAGCAACAACAGUAACCACACGGUCAAUCCAACAACUGCCUGUGAUAAACCAAACCAGAAAAAAAUAAAAAGAAAAGAAGCCGCAACACCGUAUCCCAGAAAAAAAGAGAGUGGAGAACAAAGCCAGAUUCCCCAAUCUUCUCCAGCAGCCACAUUCCAUGCAGACGAAGACGCCCUAAUGAUCCUACUCUGGCACACAAAUGACGAA